GCGUGCCGCAACAACAAACCUGUUAGUUAGAACUAGAGCCCAUACCCCUAUGCAUUAGCAGGAACAUUGAGCCCUUUCUUGUACAGAAAUUAAAGCCAGCGCAUUUAAACUUGGCAUGGGCCAUUUGAGUAUCUUAGAAACGCCAAGCAUAAGCUUUUGCUAUAAAUUGAGAACCACUUGCCUUUAUUAAUUCAUCUACCUCCCAAACUUCUCCCUUCCAUUGUUCCCAGAGAAAUUAAACUGCUGAUCAAUUUCCCUUCCCACAUUUGAGAGAGAUGGAAGGUUCUUAUUUUUUCAAUGCACUCGCGGCUUUGUUCAUUCUGCUUCAGCUCACAACUCACAUGAACACAUGCUCAGCUGCUAGACCAUCUCCCAACGAAGCUUACGCCGAGUUUAUUAAAACAUCUUGCCGCACAACAACAUAUCCUCAGUUGUGCACGAGCUCCCUCUUGAGCUAUGCGAGCAAAAUCCAAACCAGCCCCAAAAUAUUAGCCGACACAGCCCUGUCAAUUGCUCUUGCAACAGCCCAUUCUACGUCCACAGCAAUUACCAAGCUGUCAAAAACCCAGAGCUUAAAGCCUGGGGAGGCUGCUGCAAUCCGCGAUUGUGUGGAGGUCUUAGGCGACUCCGAGGACGAGCUCCAAAUGUCCAUACAGGAAAUGGAACACCCUGAAGGCAAAAGCUUUGGGCUUCAAAUGAGUGAUAUUCAAACAUGGGUGAGUGCGGCAUUGACGAACGACGACACGUGCAUGGAUAGCUUUGCUGGGAAUGCCAUGAAUGGGAAUGUGAAGACUAUAGUCAGGGGCUACAUUCUUCAUGUUGCACAAAUGACUAGCGUUGCCUUGGCUCUCAUCAACAACUAUGCUUUAGGCCAGACCACUUCACCUUAGGUGAGAUCAUGGCAAUAAUAACUUUGGUUUCAUUUGUUCUUUGAUUUGUAUAAUAUAAUAAAUUUCCAAUUCUUGCUUUCAAUCACCGGCCGCAAAUGUGUCAAUAUGGACCAGUGGAAAUUCGUAGUGAGGUUUGGAGCUUUGGAGACUAGAAAGUGUGCUACAUACCCAGCUUGCCUAUAUGUUUAUUAUAUUCAUAUAUUGUCAAAAUUAAUAUAAAUCGAACAUUUCUUAUGAA
Molecule: messenger RNA, 1128 nt
Organism: Vitis vinifera (wine grape)
Lineage: Eukaryota; Viridiplantae; Streptophyta; Magnoliopsida; Vitales; Vitaceae
Product: 21 kDa protein-like
Exons: 1
Coding region: 276-890 (204 amino acids)
Biological process (GO): negative regulation of catalytic activity
Molecular function (GO): enzyme inhibitor activity
Source: RefSeq, a predicted model, not a curated record